Molecule: messenger RNA, 406 nt
Organism: Scaptodrosophila lebanonensis
Lineage: Eukaryota; Metazoa; Arthropoda; Insecta; Diptera; Drosophilidae
Product: outer dense fiber protein 3-like protein 2
Exons: 2
Coding region: 81-320 (79 amino acids)
Source: RefSeq, a predicted model, not a curated record
AGUUCGGUUAUUCGUUUGGCCCACAACUGCUCUUUAAGAGUUCCAAAUUUUUUAAAUUAUUUUCAAAAUUUUUAGCUGACAUGGUGCGAAGUUUUGGUCCCGGCCCCGGUGCUUACAUGCUACCCAGCACAAUCGGCUUUAGCAGACACGACUCCAGCAAACAGCGGAGUCCUCAGUACUCUUUCGGUGUUCGGACAGCGACGAUGGUUGGGUCUUCGAGCACAAAGCCUAGGCCUGGUCCCGGUCCAGCUGCUUAUCAGGUGGACAAGCUAACACGGUAUGGCGGAGGUAGUAUUGUGUGGGGGAGGAAGGAUGCCUAGUAUGAUGCAUAUGAAAUUGCAUAUGAAAAUGUAGAAUGUUUAUUAUCUAAUCAGCAAAUAAAUCCCAAAACGAGUUGAGAACUAUA